Boleophthalmus pectinirostris (great blue-spotted mudskipper) is the source of this 1260-nucleotide messenger RNA. It is a transcript of the gene doc2g, whose product is annotated as double C2-like domains, delta. Gene Ontology annotation, cellular component: membrane. NCBI's taxonomy places the organism in Eukaryota, Metazoa, Chordata, Actinopteri, Gobiiformes, Gobiidae. The record is from RefSeq and is a predicted model, not a curated record.
AUGAGUGUAUCCAAACCUCCACCGCACCCCCCCACCUCCCACCUGACCCUGCCCCCAUCCUCCUCAUCGUCGGCACCCUCCUCCUCCGCCACCUCCCCGUCAGUGGCCGCGCCCCCGCCCUCGCCCGUCAAGAUCUCUAUGCAGGAGCACUUCGCCAUCAACGUGUGCCCGGGACCCAUCCUCCCCAUCCCUCAGAUCUCAGACUUUUUCCCCCGGUUCCACGACUACCCCUGCACCCCGCCGCCGCCCCGAGAGAAGAAGAUCCUGAAAGAGGAGACGUUCAAUGGUGUGACAGGAGGUUUCAAGGAUGGAGAGAGACGAGCAGAGAAUGAAGGAGACAAGGAGGAGGUGUUUGACUCUGAUGAUGAAGACACCUACUUGGGAACUUUGGAGUUCACCCUACACUUUGAUCAAGACAACAACUGUCUUCACUGUACGAUUCACAAAGCAAAGGGACUGAAAGCCAUGGAUUCCAACGGGCUGGCCGAUCCAUACGUCAAGCUUCAUCUUCUCCCAGGGGCUAGCAAGGCUAACAAGCUUCGCACAAAAACCUUGAAGAACACUCUGAACCCAGUUUGGAAUGAGACGCUGGUGUACCAUGGCAUCACCGCCGCCGACAUGACCACCAAAACGCUCAGGCUCUGUGUCUGUGAUAUGGACAGGCUCGGGCGAAAUGAAUUCAUCGGAGAGGUGAGGGUGGCUCUAAAGAAACUGAAGGAGGGAGAGAGCAAGCGCUACAACAUGGGCUUGGAGAGAAUUGCACAGAAUAAAGAAAGCAACAAUCAAACAGUGGAGCAGGGAGCGGAGGAGGAAGAGCGUGGCCGAAUCCUGGUCUCUCUCUGCUAUAACACGGAGAAAGGCUGCCUGCUGGUGGGGAUCAUACGCUGUGCCCAUCUGGCUGCCAUGGACUCCAACGGCUACUCCGACCCUUUUGUCAAAAUCAUCUUGCAGCCAGAUAUGGGGAAGAAGUCCAAGUACAAAACGUCUGUCAAGAAGAAGACACUUAACCCAGAGUUCAAUGAGGAGUUCUCGUAUGAAGUGUCCCUGGACCAGCUGGCAAAGAAAACCCUGGAGAUCACCGUGUGGGACUAUGAUUUGGGAAUGAGCAACGAUUUCAUUGGCGGAGUGGAGCUGGGGAUCAAUGCAAGUGGACAGAGACUCAGACACUGGUUCGACUGUCUCAAAAACAAAGGGAAGAAAGUGGAAUACUGGCACACACUGACGCAGCAAGGAGCCCCCAGCAAUGACAAACCGGACUAG